AGAGAAGAGAGAGAAAGACGGAACAACACGAACGAUUGGCCAUUGGCCAAGCUAGGGAUCCGGGGUAAAAAGAUUUGGUGGAGGGGGACAUUUCUAGAGCGAGAUAUUUGGUGAACAUGGAUAUUUCUUGAGAGGGAAAGAGAAACAGGACUUAAAGGCACACCGAGAAAGCAUAUGAUCGGAAAUUCAGACAUCCUCUGCUUGCUUCGUAAAGCAACAGGAGAGAGGAGAGGGGAAGGGGGAGAGAGGAGGAAGAAGAAGAAGGAGAAGAAAGAUGGGUCGCGGGAAGGUGGAGAUGAGGCGGAUCGAGAACAAGAUAAGCCGUCAGGUGACGUUCGCCAAGCGCCGGAACGGGCUGCUCAAGAAGGCGUACGAGCUCUCGCUGCUUUGCGACGCCGAGGUCGCGCUCAUCGUCUUUUCCGGCCGCGGUCGCCUCUUCGAGUUCUCCAGCUCCUCGUGCAUGUACAAAACACUUGAAAGGUACCGCACUUGCAACUACAACUCACACGAAGCAAACCCUACACUGGAAAACGAAAUUAGUUACCACGAAUAUUUAAAGCUAAAGACCAGAGUUGAAUUCCUUCAAAGUUCACAAAGAAAUAUUCUCGGUGAAGAUCUGGGUCCACUUAGCAUUAAGGAGCUUGAUCAGAUUGAAAACCAAAUAGAUGUAUCCCUCAAGCAUAUCAUGUCAAGAAAGAGUCAAGUAUUAGCUGACCAGCUAUUUGACCUGAAAAAUAAGCAGCAAGAACUGCAGGAUCAAAACAAAGACUUGAGGAAGAAGUUGCAAGACAGCAUCCUCGAAGAGAACGCAGUUCACAUGUCCUGGCAAGAUGGAGGACAAAAUAGUGGGCAUGCCAAUGAGCCCUAUCCGGGAUUCCUCCAACACCCGGAUCAUGAUUCCACCAUGCAAAUUGGGUAUGUUGAUCAGUCCUACAUGGACCAGCUGAACAACAAAGACAUAGCUUCUCACAAGAACCCGAAUGGAGAACCUGGAUCGUCCGCAGGCUGGAUAUGACUGAUCGAUGUGGCGUUGCCUCCCGUGUGUAGCCACUAGCCAAAACAUCAGGACUUCCGUGCAACUGUUAUAUUUGUCUAUCAUUGAUGUGUGGUGAGCACCAUAUGUAUCUUUAUCUAUGUCAGCACCUACGUUAUGCUA
Molecule: messenger RNA, 1156 nt
Organism: Lolium perenne
Lineage: Eukaryota; Viridiplantae; Streptophyta; Magnoliopsida; Poales; Poaceae
Product: MADS-box transcription factor 1
Biological process (GO): positive regulation of transcription by RNA polymerase II
Cellular component (GO): nucleus
Molecular function (GO): protein dimerization activity; DNA-binding transcription factor activity; RNA polymerase II transcription regulatory region sequence-specific DNA binding
Source: RefSeq, a predicted model, not a curated record